This is a messenger RNA of Athalia rosae (coleseed sawfly), 3390 nucleotides long. It is a transcript of the gene path, whose product is annotated as proton-coupled amino acid transporter-like protein pathetic. The record is from RefSeq and is a predicted model, not a curated record. The transcript is spliced from 10 exons. Gene Ontology annotation, molecular function: amino acid transmembrane transporter activity. Lineage: Eukaryota; Metazoa; Arthropoda; Insecta; Hymenoptera; Athaliidae. Gene Ontology annotation, biological process: amino acid transmembrane transport. Gene Ontology annotation, cellular component: vacuolar membrane. Bases 319 to 1743 code for a protein of 474 amino acids.
GUCGUUUUCGACCCUUGUGUAAAUUUUAGACUUCAGUAUUGAGUCGAACGACGGGCGGCCACCAGUGCCGCGAGAUCGUUGCGCGUUUCCUCGGACUGCGUUUGUGAAGGGGGAAUUUUUUUGUCCCUUUUUGUUUUUUUUUCUUUUCCGUCGAAAAUUUUUAUUUCCAUUCGCCUGUAAAAUAAAAAGAAAAGUUCGAGCUGUGUUCCGGCGGAAAAAAAUAUAACGCGACUCCCGGGGUACAGAAUCCCAGCGGCAAAAUUACCGAAAAACUAAUUUGGGAUACACACACUACAUAGAGAAGUCACCUAUUCAAACAUGGUGAAUCCAACCGAACCAGCAGCCACAGAGCUGGAAACUUUUCUGCCACAGGAUGGCUCUAAUAUGAAAGAUGGAGCGUUGAGUGCGAAGUACAAAGUGCAAGUAUUACCGCGUGACGCAGAAGCUCCAGUGCUCCAAAAUGCGGGAAGUAAAACUUACGAUCCUUUCGCAGAACGCCAGAACGAUAAUCCUACCACAGACUGCGAUACGUUGACCCAUUUACUCAAGGCAUCUCUUGGAACCGGUAUCCUGAGUAUGCCGUACGCCUUCAAAAGUGCAGGGCUGAUAGCCGGUAUAUUCGCAACUGUCUUAGUCUCCAUUAUCUGCACACAUUGCGCUUACGUUCUUGUGAAAUGUGGUCAAAAAUUAUACCACAGGACUCGAAAACCGACGAUGACAUUCUCCGAGGUCACGGAAACCGCGUUCGCUACUGGACCGGAAUGGGGAAGACGAUUUGCUCCACUUAUGAAAUACACGAUACAAGUAAGUUUAUUUGUAACGUAUUACGGUACCUGCAGCGUUUACGCCGUAAUCGUUGCCGGUAAUAUCAAACAAGUUAUCGAUCACUACACGGGCGACCCAAUGAACGACCGUGCAAUGAUAGCCAUGCUUUUGCUACCCCUAAUCUUGCUGGGCUGGGUACCGAAUCUGAGAUAUCUCGCCCCAGUUUCGAUGGUCGCUAACGGUUUCAUGGCAAUAGGUCUCGGAAUUACCUUCUACUACUUGAUAGCGGGGAUGCAACCGAUCACGUCGGACCACUUGACGGUGCCGAUAGGAGACCUACCCCAAUUUUUCAGUAUCACUAUAUUCGCCAUAGAGGCAAUAGGCGUGGUCAUGCCCCUCGAGAACAACAUGAAAACCCCGCAGCAUUUCCUCGGACUUUGCGGUGUUCUGAACAAGGGUAUGUCCGGAGUUACUCUGAUCUACAUUUUACUUGGAUUUUUGGGAUUCGUCGCUCACGGAUCGAAUACGCAAGAGAAUAUUAUUUUGAAUUUGUCCGAAACGGAAGUACUUGCACAAUCCGUAAAAAUUCUCAUCGCUCUCGCGGUUUAUUGCACAUUUGGACUGCAGUUCUACGUGUGCUACGAAAUCGCGUGGAACGCCAUCAAAGAAUCUUUCACAAAGCGACCGCUGAUCGCCCAAUACAUUUUGAGAACGGGAUUGGUAACUGGCUGCGUUCUGCUGGCCGUUGCAGUGCCUUCGAUUUCGCCAUUCAUGGGACUGAUCGGUGCCUUCUGCUUUUCGAUAUUGGGUCUGGUAAUUCCUUUGUUAAUCGAGAUAGUAACUUGCUGGGACGAGGGUUUCGGCCCCGGAAAUUGGGUGCUUGUAAAAAAUGUAAUUAUAUGCAUACUGGGAUUCGUAGUUUUAGUAUUCGGAUCCCACAGCGCUAUAAUACAGAUCAUAGAUUUGUUCAGUAAAUAAUUAAGCUAAAAACAGAAAAAAAAUCACUCACAAUCUCGCAUCGGAAUAAUGCUUCUUCGCUUUUCGUAAUCCCGAUUCGUGCAGAGAGCCAAUUUUAUCGGUUUUGGGCAAACGAUUUCCGGGUGUAUGCCUGAAAAUUAAUUUUUUUUCUCGCAUAAUUAUUAGCUUGAAUGUCAACGAAGCACCUGCGGUAUUAGCGCGAGUGAAUAAAUGUUAAUGGAACAAAGAGGUUUAUUAGAAACCUGUUGCGCUGAUGCGAGGGGUGCUGGAGUUGCAUGAAAUUGAUUUACAAUACGUGCCUUCCUAUUUUCGAACAUUCUGGUAAAAAGCCACAUAUUGUAAUAUCCGCGUACACGGUGGGGAGUAACACCAUGUUAUUUUGAGGAGCUGAGCUGAUCAGUUCGAACAAUUCUAGAAGUAAAUGAAUAAUCCCAAUAAACGAAGAAAGUAUGCAAUUAGACUUUAAGUAGAAAAAGUAUUCUUGAGAGCUAUAUAAGAAUGAUUUUUUUUUUUUUUCUUAUUCGAAGGAAAAGAUAAAACAAUAAUAUCUAUGUAUACUCCACGAGCCAAUUCGUCUGCCACAUCGAAAUUUUAGAUAGUGUUGGAUUUUUAUUUCUUGCCGUUUAAUUUAUAAUGAAAACUUAAACAGGUUUUAAGGGUUUUUCGCGGCACAUCGAAUAUAUUCUUAUAGAACGUUAUAAUUAGUUAGUUCAAUUUCAUUUCCGAUCAUUUUAAGAUUAAAAAAAAAAAAAACUUACGUUUCAUACCAGAGCAUUUAAAAAGUUUUAGGUACUUAUAUCGUAUUGCAUAAUUAAUACCUAUGUGUAAUAAUUUUUAAUAAGAUACUUUUUGCAGAAAUAAUAGGUAUUUCUUCAAUUUUUUUUUCUCAUUCAUCUCCCGCCUAAUUUUUUGUUAUGUUUUUAUAUACGUCACGAAGAUAUACAUAUGUAAAUACUGUUUAUGUAGUAAUCGUAUUGUAAAACAGGGUCAUCUUGAAAAACUAGUUAUCAAUUAUUGUAGAAAUUUGGAAAAUUUAAUGCACAAAAUGAAUGUCCGUUAGAAUGAUGAAUACUAUUCGAAUUAAUGGAAGCGUUGUAUUAUGAUAUAAAACAACGCGAGGAAUUUUAAUCCAAUUUACGACCAGAAUUCAACACGGUGUUUAAAAGUUAUGACAAUAUAUCAGAACUGUGAUUGGUAUCUAAAUUGCAAUAAUGUUGAUAGGCUGAAAAUGUAUGAAUAAAUGCGAUAAGUUCGAUCGACUCGAAAGUAUGUAUAGUUAGGUAUUCAAAUCAUUUAAUAAACUUAACGAUCAUAUCAUUGAAAAAUAUCUUUAAUCAUUAGACUAAAAUCAGAAUAGGGUGCGUAUUUAUUUUUUACAGCAUUUAAAAUACUCGUAAGCCCUAUUCAUGGGUAAUACCUAUUUACAACAUGUCUAGGAUGAAUAUUCGAUAGCUUGAUAAUAAAUAGCAUCGAAUUUACGCCACUUUCAGAAAGUUUUUAUGAGCAGCAGCCUCGUCUUUGGGGAUAUUUUUAUGGUAGCUAAAUUGCCUUCAAAACAUGUAUUUUUUAAUGUAUCACCAAAUAUGCUAUGAGAUUUGGUUACAGUCGAUGUAAGAAACAGAGAACGAAAUAAAUAUUUCACAUGAA